AUGUAGAUCCGUUUCUAUGCACGCACGUGAUCUAUGCCUUCGCCAAUGUGGAAUCCAAUAACAUCAAACCAUAUGAAUGGAAUGAUCUUAAUAGUGCAUGGAAACAAGGUCAGUAUGCUAUGAUGCAUGAUGUAAGAAGUAAAAAUCCUGACUUAAAACUACUGUUAGCUGUUGGGGGAUGGAAUCAUGGUACUAAACCAUUUACCAGUAUGGUGGCAAACCAAGCAAAUUUAGAUGCAUUUGCUACAAAUUCAAUAAAAUUCCUUAGACAAAAUGGUUUUGAUGGUCUUGACUUAGAUUGGGAAUAUCCUGCCAACAGAGGGAGCCCUCCAGAGGACAGACAGAGAUUUACUUCUUUAGUUAAGACAUUACGAACAAAAUAUGACAGUGAAGAUUUAAGAAAUGGUAGUUCUCGUCUGUUGUUAACAGCAGCAGUGGCAGCCAGUAAGCCGGAAAUAGAGACUGCGUACGAAAUCAGCAAAAUAGCAGAAUAUUUGGACUUUAUAAAUCUAAUGGCGUUUGACAUGAAUAGUGAUUUUUAUAAUGGAACACAAUGUAAUACUCCACUAUAUAAAUCACAAACUCCGUACGAGGCUAAUAAUGUGGAUUUUGCUGUUAAAAAGUGGUUGGAUGGCGGUACUCCAAAAGAAAAACUUAUAAUGGGUAUGGCAACAUAUGGAAGGUCUUUUGUAUUGAAUAAUACAUCUGAGACAGGAUUGGGUGCUCCUACUGCUGGCCAGGGUACUGCAGGUUUAACCAUAAAAGAAAAGGGAUUCUUAUCAUAUUAUGAGAUCUGCUAUGACAUAAUGUAUCAGAAUUGGACAGAAGUUUGGCUCGAUGAACAGAAAGUACCAUAUGCCUACCAUGAUAACCAGUGGAUCUCCUUUGAAACUCCGAAAAGUAUUGCCAUUAAAACAAAAUAUAUUAUGGACCUAGGUUUAGGAGGAGGUAUGAUGUGGGCAUUAGAUCUAGAUGAUUUCCAUGGCGUUUGUGGGCAAGGCAAAAACCCUUUAAUUAAAACAAUGAAAGAUGUUUUCAGUGGAAAACCAGGACUCGAUUUUGUACCAACUGUACUACCAGUUGUUGGAUAAUAUCAUUAGACAUGAUGUCAAUAAUACUAGGGAGACACAGAUAGUGAAUGUGACACUACAUUGUAAAUAAUAAAUACUAACUAUUAAUCAAUAAUUUAAAGAUGGAAAUUUUUUUGUAGUCAAUAACUUGCUAUAUAAGUUUUUGGUGACUGCAAUAAAAAGCCAGAAUGCACGUGCUGUCGUGCUAAGCAAAUCCCACUUUCUAUCUCAAAAUAUCGGAAAUUAGGAAAAAGGUGUCUGACAGAUCCGUAAAGCGCAUAUACAUUACAUUUUAUCGCUGUUCAGCUCUUUGACAAAUAUGGAGUCAUCCUAAUUAGUAGUAUUUGGGAAAUAUCUGACCAAAAGUUUAAGAUCAUUCAUCAUAUUAGAAAAUUCAAGGUAAUGGCAAACAGGAAGUUGGUAUUUGACAGAUCCAAAAAAUACACCACUGUCAGUCUGCUGACCAAUAUAAAGUCAUUCUAAUCACUUGUUUCUGAGUAAAGUGUGACGAAAAUAGUUGUUGGACGAACAGACGGACAAACAUACGGACCAGAUGAUUGCAACAAUGAACGAGGAAUGUGGUAUGAUAAAGGCAAAGGCUAACCUUCUGUAGCAGUUUUUUGAUCAUAUGAAUAAAUUUAAAAUUUUGAUAAAGAGUUACUACACAAAGUUAUCAAUCUGUUAAAUGGAUUUCAAUGAGAAAUGUUAGGGAGAGGCGAUGGCCAUUAUCUUUGUCAACAAAAGGUGAAGUGUUGAAAUUUUAAUAUAACAGUCAAUAUGACCAUCGCGUUUGUUAAAAAGGCCAUAUUAAGUAGCAGAUUGGUAAAUGUCUUUUGUCUAACCCUUAUUUAUAAUCCUUGUUACUGGUAAAACUAUUAUUUCUUUAUCAUAACCGUACAUUUUUUCAGUGCAAAUGAUAAAAAGUAAAAUAACUCCUAGGAAAAUUCAAAACGGAAAGUCCCUUAGCAAAUGGCAAACUCGAAAGAUCAAACACAUACAGGCAUUUCCUUAUGUAGAGAAUUGUGGAUCAAACCUGGUUGUAUAGCUAGCGAUACCUCUCUCUUGUAUGACAGUCGCAUAAAAUUCCAUAAUAUUGACAACAAUGUGUGAGCAAAACAAAUAGACAUUAUAGGUAAAAAUGUCAAAUAUUGGGGUACAACAGUCAACAUUUAGCUAUAAUCUUACUCACUAUAAAAACAAACAACUAUGUCAACAUAGAAAAAAUAAAAUGAAAUGUAGACACUCUAUAGACAAAGCACAUAAACAAAAAUGAAAUACAAGAAUGCAAUAAAUGGUUAUAGCAAAUUAACACCAUGAUGAAAGACAAUUACUUACUUAAAACGCAGAUAUUUGAAAGAAAAGAAACAAUAUAAAAAAACCCUUGCAGAUAUGAGGAUGACCACAUGUGCUCCAUAAGGUCGGGAAAGUAUUGCGGUAUUUUUGCUUCUUCUUCAGAUAUAGUUUCAACUUCAUGGUAUUGAAGAUUACGAUCUGUUGCAUAAUUUAGAAAUUGUCUGGAAUAUUUUGUUAUGUGUUUUUUUUAUUCUAGUAUUUGUUAGCUUGAGGACUAGCGACAAACGACUUUAAGGAAUUUAAUCAGCCUGGUGUUUAUCUUUGUUCUUACACUACUAUUAUUUGUCCUAUUCCUGAUUGUGACAUUUUGAUAGGUUCAAAUUGUCGUAACUACAAUACCGUCCCCUUUUCCCUGAAUGUGACCUACCGAAUUAGAAUUAUCACCUGGUUUGUACUAACAUGAGCAACACGACAGGUGCCACAUGUGGAGCAGGAUCUGCUUACCCGUCUGGAGCACAUGAGAUCUACCCGAGUUUUGGUGGGGUUCGUGUUACUCUGUCUUUGGUUUUCUAUGUUAUGUUUUAUGUACUGUAGUUUGUCUGUUUGUCUGUUUGUUUUUUUGUUUUUUAGCCAUGGCAUUGUCAGUUGAUUUUCGACUUAUGAGUUUGAAUGUCCCUUUUAUAUCCUUCGCCCCUUUUUGACUGAGGGUGAAUUCACAUGACGAGUGAUGCAUGAAUAGCAGAAGAUGCUUACCCUGUCGACACACCCGUCUCGCUCUUUUAUGAGUUCAUACGGUUCCCUCGGUUUUUGUUUGUUCCUUUGAUUUUUCUCUUCCUAAAAGAGUUACGAGAUUUGAACAUCAGUAAACUACUGUCACUUUAGUUCAUGAUAUAUGUUACAUAAAUAACGGGCAGCACACCUCUGAUCCAUUUCUAGUUGUAUUUUCUUGUAUGAGGAUCCCACAAACAGCAGAUGUGGUCUCACUGUGUACUGAUAUGCACAUGAUUUGAUGUUUUUGUUUGAUACUUUUAUACUUUUAUUUGACUCUAAGGUAACACCAAGAUAUUUUGCUGAUUUAACAAAGUCUAAAGUAUGGUCAUGCAGGAUGGUAUUAUGCCUAAAUGAAUUGUAUGUCUGUGUAAUGGUUAGAACAGCGCAUUUGCCAGGAUGGAAGGCUAAUCGACCUCCCAUUUAGCAGUGGAAUCAAUUUCUGCUUGUAGUUUUGUGCAAUGUUGUUUUGUACCCAUAUGCAUGGAAAACCUUAGCCGUAUUUUGAAGAUCUUCUUGACAUUUUGGUUUCUAUGUUUUCAACUGCGCAUUGGAUUUGGUCUACUAGCUGUAUUGAUUCUUGUCUUAAAUUACGGGAGAAAGUAAGCAUCCAUGACUCCUGCAUUAUGUAAAUGUUAAAAAUAUUACCUUAAUAUUUAGUUAACGGUAUUAUCAAAGCUAGACAAUAUGUUAACAAGAGGAAUAAAGUAAAAUCAUAAGUGACUAAUGACAUAAUUAGUUAAUUGUGUAAAUAGAAACAUUUCUAUUUAUA
This is a messenger RNA of Mytilus californianus (California mussel), 3903 nucleotides long. RefSeq names its product chitotriosidase-1-like. The record is from RefSeq and is a predicted model, not a curated record. The transcript is spliced from 8 exons. NCBI's taxonomy places the organism in Eukaryota, Metazoa, Mollusca, Bivalvia, Mytilida, Mytilidae. Gene Ontology annotation, biological process: chitin catabolic process; carbohydrate metabolic process. Bases 120 to 1091 code for a protein of 323 amino acids. Gene Ontology annotation, cellular component: extracellular region. Gene Ontology annotation, molecular function: chitinase activity; chitin binding.